Cutaneotrichosporon oleaginosum is the source of this 537-nucleotide messenger RNA. RefSeq lists its product as uncharacterized. Gene Ontology annotation, biological process: maturation of SSU-rRNA. The record is from RefSeq and is a predicted model, not a curated record. Gene Ontology annotation, molecular function: rRNA small subunit aminocarboxypropyltransferase activity. NCBI's taxonomy places the organism in Eukaryota, Fungi, Basidiomycota, Tremellomycetes, Trichosporonales, Trichosporonaceae.
GUCCCCGUCGCGAUGUGGGACUUUGAUCAUUGCGAUCCGAAGCGCUGCUCGGGCAAGAAGCUGGCGCGGCAUGGGCUCUGCACCGCAAUGCGGGUGGGGCAGCGCUUCCGCGGGGUAGUGUUGACGCCGAAAGGCAAGAAGCCGAUCGCGCCCUGCGACGAUGAGGUGGUUAUGAUCUCUGGGCUAGCGGUGGUCGAGUGCUCGUGGGCGCGGCUUGACGAGGUGCCAUUCAACAAGAUCAAAGGGCCGCACGAACGACUGCUGCCCUAUUUGAUUGCAACGAACCCGGUCAAUUACGGCAAGCCAUGGCGUCUCAACUGCGUAGAAGCGCUCGCGGCUGGCUUCUACAUCACGGGCCACCCCGACUGGGCCGAGGCUCUUCUUGCCAAGUUCAGCUGGGGUCAUGCGUUCUUCAAGAUGAACGGUCACCUCAUCGCGCGCUAUCGGACAUGCAAGACGCACGAGGAGGUUGCCGAGAUGCAGGAGGUCAUCCAGCGGGAGCUACAAGAGGAACGCGAUCGGCAGAAGGCAGAGAAG